Messenger RNA from Schizosaccharomyces octosporus yFS286, 1641 nucleotides. Its product is annotated as mediator complex subunit Srb4. The transcript is spliced from 3 exons. The record is from RefSeq and is a predicted model, not a curated record. Gene Ontology annotation, cellular component: mediator complex; core mediator complex. Gene Ontology annotation, molecular function: transcription coregulator activity. Gene Ontology annotation, biological process: regulation of transcription by RNA polymerase II. Bases 1 to 1641 code for a protein of 546 amino acids. NCBI's taxonomy places the organism in Eukaryota, Fungi, Ascomycota, Schizosaccharomycetes, Schizosaccharomycetales, Schizosaccharomycetaceae.
AUGGAUCAGUCCCCCGUACAAGAUGAGAAUAGCAAAAUGGAUGCAACACCUUUGCCAGUCAGUUUAAAUCCUGAAGUAAUAGAAUCCAGAAAUUUAGCACCUGAAAUUGACUUACCUCAAAUAUUUCAAAAGAUUGUCCAGGAAAGGGGGAAUUUUAGAGAUUUAGAUGAAAGUGAAUUAGAGAAGCAAUUAGAGGACGAGCAAGAUUUUACGAAAACAUUGCCCGGAAGACAAGAUCCUUACUAUGGUUUUACAAUUCUUCCAACCCAGCAAGAAGCCAAUGACGUUUCCUCGGGGUCUACGAAUAUUCAUGAUUAUAAAAGAGAACUCAUAGAUCACAUUUUAAUUGCUCAAAACGAAUGUUCGUUAGCACUUGAUAUGACUUCUUUACUUCUCUCAAAGUAUAAACAGUUUAGUUCAGAUACAAUUUCUCCUUUCCUAAAGUCCACUGUCCCUCCUGGAUCACUUGGACUGGAGCGCUGCCAUCCUCCUGAAAUAAAAGAGUCCGAUAAUAUUCUGGCAACUUGUUGGAAAAGAAAGUCGUUAAAUUCUUCGAAGAAUCUUCUUUCUGAUGCCAAGGAGAGACUAUCAAAAGUCGUUGAUUCUGAGCGUGAAUACUUUCAGAGCUUGUCUAAUGUUAGGGAUUCAUCGUGGCCUCUUGUAUUGAGCAACAAGAGGGGUAAUUAUGAUGUUUCAAUACAAUACAGUGCUCUUGGUGGAACUUCUUUAGGUCUUGGAUUGAUCCGGAAGGAUCAAGCAAAACAAAGCUAUAACUUUGAGACUGGACUUGCGCAUGAAAAAGCAAGGUUGCGUGUUGAUCUAAUAUCAAGUAGUGAAAAGGUUAUUUCUUCUUCAAAAUGGGAUUGGAAUUGGGGAAUAGAAGAAGACCCACUGUUAGUGAAAAUACAGAGUGCUCAACAAGUUUUACUAGAAAUGGAUGUUUGGAAUGCACUGUUACAAGAAGCACAAAUUUGUGAAAAUCAAGGCGUUGUAUUUACUGGAGAUACUAUUUAUCUAUCCUGCGCUUCGGAAUUCUCUUUGCGAAUUUCUCUUGAUACCAGUGCAGAAGAAAGUGGGAACAGCUCCGAGGACAUGUCGGAUGUGGAACAACAAGAGGAGUAUGAUGAAGAAACCAAAGCACUCCUACAAAGAUGCUGCAACUCUGUCAACGCGAUUAUACACAUUUUAUUCUUACAGUAUUGCAGAAAUCCUACCAGGAAACUACAACAAGCUGAGUUAGCAAUGGUUAUUGACCCCUCAGCCCCUCAGAUCAUUCGUCCUCUCAUUUUUUACUACGCAAUUCAUGAGGAAACCCGUCAAUUUCAAAAGUGGUUACAAAACGAGGGCAUAAAAUUCGAAUAUAUACCUUCUUACCCUUGGGAGACGGCAAAAGAUUUUAUCGCUUUUGAAUCUUCUUUACUAACGAAUCGUCUCAAUUUGCAAUGGUAUCUUGAUCUUGGUUUUUCUUUAAAUGCUGAUAUUCAGCAUAAUCCAACGAUGCACGGAACCGAAAAAACAGUGUGGAAGUAUAAAGAUGCCUAUAAUUAUUACAAAUUCUCCUCCGUAAAAACCUUGUGUCAGUAUAUUGAACAUGUACGGAAUCAAAAGGGAAAAAAUGACGUCCAAACUAAUGAAGGUUAA